UUUCCAUAGGUUUCGACAGUGUUUCUUCAUCUAGGUGAUUUUUCAAAGACAAAUCCACCCUUCAAUCAUAAUCAAAAUUACAAAUAUUUCUUACCAGCCACCCUCCACAGCCGCAUUGCUUUCUCUCUUUGUCUUUUUGCCCACCAAAACCCGACUCUGGUCUUCUACACACAAAAAAGCAGCUACUCCCAAGCUGAUGGUUGUUAAAUUUUGAUUUUGACCUUUUUUUUUCAAUUUCCUAGGGUUUUACGUAUUCAGUUUCAAUUAGGGUUUUUCUAAAUCCUUUCAUUUCAAGGUCUUUGAAAAAUGAGGCAAGGCAAGGAAGAAGCCAUAUGCAGUAUUGAACAGGGCAUUGACCUGAUUACAGUGGUUAAGGAGGUUCAUGGGCUUAACUCACAGGAGCUUAAUAAGUUGCUGAGAGACUCUGAAAAUUUUACCGUUCACUUUGUUACGGAAAAAGGAUUAGAAGUAAAGAUUGAUGUGGAAAAACUUGCAGGGUUUCUUCCUUUGCACCUUAUUGCAGUGCUCUUAUCAUCUGACAGAGAUGAAGCCCUGCUCAGAUAUUUGUUAUGUGGCAUCCGACUUUUGCAUUCCUUGUGUGAAUUAGCCCCUCGCCAUGCUAAACUUGAGCAGAUUUUGCUUGAUGAUGUGAAAGUAUCAGAACAGCUGAUUGAUCUGGUCUUUUACGUGCUGAUUGUUCUCAAUGAUUAUAGACAGGACAUCCAUGAUUCAAGUCCUCUGCCUCUUUUGCAUUCAGCACUUGUGGCAUGUAGUCUGUAUCUAUUGACUGGAUGUAUAUCUUCACAGUGGCAAGAUCUAGCUCUAGUGAUACUGGCACAUCCUAAGGUUGACAUGUUUAUGGAUGUAGCUUGCAAAACAGUUCAUCUAGUUGUCAGGUUUCUCCAAAACAAGCUGUCUUCUCAGCAUACUGAUAUUUGUGCCAAGUCAAGUCCAACUUCUGAAUCAAUGGUUAAUUAUCUUUGCCAACAAUGUGAGGCUUCUUUACAGUUCCUUCAGUUAUUGUGCCAGCAAAAACUGUUUCGGGAGUGCUUAUUGAGGAAUAAGGAACUAUGCCGAAAGGGUGGUAUUCUUUUUCUGGCUCAAUCCAUCCUGAAGUUACAUGCACCAUAUUUUGUAGAAUCUUCCACAAUAAUGGCUGCAUUGUCUAGGCUGAAAGCUAAAGUCCUGUCAAUUUUAUUGCAUUUGUGUGAAGCAGAAAGCAUUUCUUACCUUGAUGAGGUUGCCAGCUCUCCAGGAAGCCUGGAUUUGGCGAAAGCUGUUGCACUUGAGGUCCUUCAGUUGUUGAAGACUGGACUUAGUAAAGAUCCCAAACAUCUCAGUGCUAGUUCUGAUAGAACCUAUCCUAUGGGGCUUCUUCAACUUAAUGCAAUGCGUCUAGCUGAUAUUUUUUCUGAUGAUUCAAACUUUCGAUCUUGCAUCACUGUGUACUUUACUGAGUUUUUGAGUGCAAUAUUUUCACUCUCUCAUGGAGAUUUUCUAUCUAUGUGGUGUUCUGCUGAUUUCCCUGUAAGGGAAGAAGAUGCUACCCUGUAUUACGAAUUAUUUCCAGCAGCUGGAUGGGCUUUAUAUUCAGUUUCAUCAUCAGACCUAUCAAAUACAAAAAAUCUGGAAUUCACUCUUAUGCCCAACAACAUGUCUCAGGCUUCCUAUGCACAUCAAAGAACGUCUUUAUUUGUCAAAGUAAUUGCAAAUCUUCAUUGUUUUGUUCCUAACAUCUGUGAAGAGCAGGAGAGGAACCUCUUCCUUCACAAGUUUCUUGGGUGCUUGCAAAUGGAUCCAUCUAAGUUAUUACCUGGUUUUGCCUUUAUCUCUGGUCCACAAAAAGCUGCUGCUAUUUCUAGGAACCUGCGUUCCCUGUUAAGUCAUGCGGAAUCUUUAAUUCCUACUUUUCUGAAUGAGGAGGAUCUCAAGCUUUUGAGGGUAUUCUUUGUCCAAUUACAAUCACUGAUAAAUUCUGCUGAAUUUGAAGAAAACCGGGUUCAGGAGGAUCGACGUCUAAGGGGGUGCUCAUCUCCUUUACUGAAAAGAGAACCUUCAAACCUUAAUAACCAAAAUGGUAACCUGAAAGAAGAAAUGUCUGAGAAUUCUGCUUUCCAAGACGAGCAGUUUUAUGUCAGAAGCAAUCAUAUGGAUCAAGCUGAUAUUAUAACAAGGCAAGACAUGAUGGACUGUAAAGAUAAAUCUGUUACGCCUAGUGGUUUGAAGGAGAUUGACAGAGAUGUUCAGAAUGUUGAAACAAGUGGUUCAGAUACAAGUUCCACGAAGGGAAAAAAUGCCAUUGAUAAAUUAGUAGAGCAUCUCAGAGAAAGUACUCAUGCAGGUGUUCGAGAGGAUGAAAAAGUCGAAACUGUCCAAACUGAAGAAAAGCAACCAAGGAAAAGGAAGCGAACUAUAAUGAAUGAUGGACAGGUGACAAUACUAGAAAGAGCCCUUCUGGAUGAACCUGAAAUGCAGAGAAAUGCUGCUUCUAUACAAUCAUGGGCUGAUAAAUUAAGUCAUCAUGGCUCAGAGGUCACAUGUUCACAGCUAAGGAACUGGCUCAACAAUCGAAAGGCCCGGCUUGCACGCGCAAGUAAGGAUUCUCGUCCCCCUCCGGAGCCUAACAAUGCUUUUGCAGGAAAGCAAGGUGGGCUGCAACAAGGUCAUUCAUUAAAUGCACCUGAUAGUCCUGGUCAAGAGACUGCCCCCUCAAAUACCAGAGGUACUAGAAGCAUAUCAAGAAUUAACACCAGUGAAAACCCAGAUGCUUCAGAAUUUGUUGAUUUUGGUGCUGCAGAAUUUGUUCAGUGCAAGCCAGGUCAGUUUGUUGUGCUUUUAGAUGGAAGAGGUGAGGAGAUUGGUAAGGGAAAAGUACAUCAGGUGCACGGUAAAUGGUGUGGCAAGAGCUUGGAAGAAUCAGUUAAAAGAGAAAUACUAAGCAAGCAAAGCAUUAUGGUUGCAAAGGGUCGCCAGAAUGCCACUGACUCUCUAAAAGUGGAGGUGGGAGAGAUAGACACUAGUGCUCCUUUUCAAUCUGUUAAAGAUGCUGUCACACUUUUUGGUGAAGGUGCUUUCUCUGGGGAAAAACCUGCCAUUAAAAAGGCAAAAGCUCACUCUGCAGAGACAGUACUGGCCAAGGAGACACAGCUUCACCUGGCUCAAAAAGAGUUGAACAAGUUAAAGGAGCAACUAGAAAAUGCUGAGACAACUAAGGCUCAAGCACUUGUAGAGAUUGAAAGGGCUAAAAAAAUGGUUGAGGAACUGACUCACAAACUCAAAACUGUUAAUGAAUCAAAGGAUUCUGCAAUCAAGGCCACAGAAGCUGCAAAGAAUCAGGCAAAGCAGAUUGAAGAAGCAAAUUCUGGUAAUCUCCCUGGACCUGAUGGUGCUAUGAGCCAGGACUUGGAAACUGCAAGGGAACAAUACUUGACUGUGAUUACCGAACUUGAUGCUGCAAAACAAGAAUUGAGGAAGGUUCGCCAGGACUGUGAUGCAUCCUUAGAAGCGAAAAAUGCUGCCUUCAACCAAACAGAAGAAGCUGAACAUGCAGUGAAGGUUAACAUGGAGAAGGUUGGCAAGCUCUCUAGGGAAAUUUCAGCUAUACAGGAAUCAAUUGGACAAGUGAAGCUUGCAUCUCUUGAAUCACAGCAAGAACAAGCUAAAAUUUUUGCGGAAAAGGAUACACAGAGGCAAUUAUAUAAAGCUACCCUUGAAGAGUCAACAAAGAGGUUGCUAGCUUUAAAGAAUGAAUAUGACCCUGAACUUACACGAAAUCUUGAAGCACAACUGUCCGAAACUGUCAAUCAGAUUGGGGCUUUGCAGAAGCAGAUGGAAAAUGCAAAGGCUUCUGAUCUGGAGUCUGUGCAAACUGUUACUUCUGAGCUUGAUGGUGCUAAAGAAUCACUGCUAAAAGUUGCUGAAGAGGAAAGCUCCUUGAGGAGUUUGGUGGAGUCUCUUAAGGUGGAACUAGAGAAUGUGAAGAAAGAGCAUUCUGAACUGAAGGAGAAAGAAGCAGAAACAGAGUCCAUUGCUGGGAAUUUGCAUGUCAAGCUUCGGAAAAGUAAAUCUGAGCUGGAAGUUUUCCUUGCAGAGGAAUCCAAAACAAGAGGUGCCUGUGUAGAAAUGAUUUCAACCCUUCAACAGUUGUUGGUGGAAACAGAAAAUGCACAACGAGAGGCAGAAGAGAUGAAGAAGGAAGCUGAGAAGUUAAAGUUGGAAGCUGAAUCCUCAAGAAUCGCACUUGAGGAAGCAGAUAAGCAACUCAGAGUUGCCAUGGAAGAAGCUGAAGCUGCAAAAGAAGCUGAGACAAGGGCGCUUGAUCAGAUAAAGAUGCUUUCUGAGAGAACAAAUGCUGCACGUGCCUCAACCUCUGAAUCUGGUGCCAAUAUCACUAUCUCCAGGGAAGAAUUUGAGUCUUUGAGUGGUAAAGUUGAAGAGUCUGAUAAGUUAGCUGAAAUGAAAGUGGCAGCCGCCUUGGCUCAGGUGGAAGCUGUGAAGGCUAGUGAAAAUGAGGUCCGCAAGAGGUUAGAGGCGACUCAGAAAGAGAUUGAAGACAUGAAGGUUGCCACUGCAGAUGCUUUGAAGAAGGCAGAGAUGGCUGAAGCAGCGAAGAGGGUGGUAGAGGGAGAGCUCCGAAGGUGGCAUGAAAGGGAACAGAAGAAAGCGGCUGAAGCUGCAUCUCGUAUUCUGGCAGAAGCACAGAUGUCAGCUGAAUCUUCCCCACAGCACUACAGAAUUCAAAAGCAAAACCCACCACAGAAAAUUGUUCAGGCUAGAAAGUUGGAAAAAGAGAAGUCUUCUGUCUCAAAAAAGGUGCUUUUACCUAGUAUCAGUGGUAUCUUCAAUCGAAGAAAGAACCAAAUUGAGGGUGGAUCUCCCUCUUAUCUGCCUGGUGAGAAGCCUCUGUGAACAUUGCAUGUGCCGGAUCUUUGUACAUUUAUCAAUGGUUGAGUGAAACAUAUUUGAUUGUGUACAUCUGAGAACUGUGGAAGCAAAUCUUUGUUAUUCUUGUCUGUUAGGAAUUUAAAGUGGAAUAUCUAAGGAUUAGUUUGCUAGCAACAUGGGGUAACUGACUUCUUCCUAUAUGACUACUGUAGUUAAUUGAUAACUUGGCAGUGAAAAUGAAUGCUUGUAUAUAUAUUCUUGGAGGGCAGUGUGACAGCAAUGAUGUCGAUGAAGCUUUGGCAGUAUGCAAAUUUAGGCUUUUGGUCACCCAAAGACUGGUAGAAGCAGCUGGCAAUUGUGUGUUUCAUAAUAUCCUAGAGAUCAAUGAAUGCAUCCAGGCAUCCUCCAUGAUCUAUUCUUGGAGACGAACUUUUAAGUUGGUGUCCAACUUUUAAGAAGCAAACCAAAGCCUUCUCAUCGUGAGAUUUUAAUGUAACAAAUUAUGCAUUUUCCUUGAACCUAAGCUCUUGGUGGGUGAGAAUUCGGGGUCGAGUUUGGUGGAAACCACCUUCACCAUAUGCAGGCAGCGUGGGUCAUUCCUCAAUAGGGAAAGUUACAUGUUAACAAUACAAAAUUACAAAAUAAUAAAUCAUCCUAGAGUAUAUACAGAGAAAGAAAGAUCGACUGAUAACAAUAACAUAGGUUCCUAGCAUCCUGAUUGCCAGCCUGAAAGCAAUCUAAUUUGCAAUUUUUGGAUUGAGCAGGUGAGUCUAAUUCAAUUUUUAAUAAAGUAUGACUAUAGUUGGCAUAACUUAGAUGAGUGUAAAUCUGAUACCAUGAGUAUUAGAUUUUUGUAUCAUGUAAAUCUCUUUUAGUGAUUGAAUUGUUGAUAUGAAUGGCAGAGGAGGGGAAGUGGAAAACAAAAUCAUUAU
Durio zibethinus is the source of this 5816-nucleotide messenger RNA. RefSeq names its product nodulin homeobox-like. The record is from RefSeq and is a predicted model, not a curated record. NCBI's taxonomy places the organism in Eukaryota, Viridiplantae, Streptophyta, Magnoliopsida, Malvales, Malvaceae. Gene Ontology annotation, biological process: flower development. Gene Ontology annotation, molecular function: single-stranded DNA binding.